AUGAACGUCGAACUCCAAGCAAAGUUUUGCGGGUCAAUCCCAACCCGCAGCUCUUUUAUGGAUUUCAUUAAUGGGGGCAAGUCUGUAUACAGCACUGUGACCAGCAGUCCACCAAGAAGCCCAGAAUCUGGGUCUCAAUCCUCCACUCAGCCCAUUACACCUAAGGUUGAGACUCCCAAGGAUAAGACUGAAGUUCAAGACACUUCGUUCUUUGGCAUCCAAGCCUCAUCUAUCGAGACCAGCAUCCAACACGGCGCUGCAGAGCCUAUCACUCCCGACUACACUUUUGUUCUUGGCACUGAAGAUGAGUCUGUCACAGAGCAGUCUCCUAGUGAGCCCCCAACGACCGACAACACUAUGGAUGACCAUACUACCAACCCCACUUCUCUUCACGAUGUCACUAUCCCUCAGAUCUUCGUUACAGCGCCCACCACUCGUGAGUCCGGUUUAGCUGAGGCCGGUGUUGAUGAUUUCGAGUUUUUCGAUAGUGGCGAGGAGUUCGAAUUUUGCGAUGAAUUCGACGACGACGUCGCUGGAUCGCAAACCCAACGUCUCACCCCGGAACCUUAUGUCACCAAGGAAAUGGCCGCUCUGGCUAGAACCACUGAAAUUGAAAGUGUCGACUUGGAAGUCACUGGCAUUGACACUGAUCAUUCUGUGUCUACAAAAACUAGCGAGAGCUUUUCUAACGAGAGCGGAAAGCCCUUGAUUUGCUUUGACGAGAGCGGGGACCUCUACCUAAAGGUAGGACAGAACCCAGGACGGCUCAUGCUCGUCGAUUCCCGUGCGCUCAGCCGUGUGUCUCCCCGGCUCAAGCAGAUCGUUUCCUUCAACCAGAAAGAUCCUGAAGAUGGCGGCAGCUGGACUAUAGAGCUACCAGAUGACGACCCUGUCCCUUUCACUGUGAUUAUGAAUUUGAUUCAUACACGCUUCGAGAAGGUGUCCUCCAAGGUAUCACUCAAGAAGCUGUACGGUGCUUGCAUUCUCACCAGCAAGUAUGAGAUGACACAGAUCCUACGACCUGUGGCUGAGCGCUGGUUUAAGGCCUUGGGUACCUCCACUGAAGACUAUGGGCUCUUUUUUAAGAAGGCAUAUAUUGCAUGGGAAUUGGGUUUCUCGGAUGAGCUCAGCGAGAUGAUGGGACACGUCGUGCUCAACUGCUCGUUGGAUUGGAACGAUCAGCUCGUCAUUGGAGUGAACAAGGAGCGACUUUCCGACUUUGAAGGGUUGCAACGAAUCCCUAUUCUUGACUGCAUCACAGAACACCGCGAGCUCGCUCUUGAAACUUGCUGGUAUAAGAGCCAGAGGCUAGGCGAACAAGUCUUGUAUAGCUCGGUCAAGGGACGUAUGUGCGGCGCUUCCCACAGCCGAGAGGAAAUGUGUCUGAUGCUGGGCAAGAUGCUAAGCAAGGCUGGUGAAGAAGGAAUACUUGACCUUUUCCAUUUUGGGGGCAGCCUCGACGUAUUCCGGUCCUCGGACCUAGAUCUGAAGACCCUUGAGCACAAGAUUAGUCUCGUGGCCGAUCACAUCGACUUGUGUGGAUGGUGCCCUGCAGUACUCGAGACGGUCGAGGAGGUUAGGCAACAACUUCGAAGGGCAGCCGAUCCCCUCUACUUGAGCCAUCUUCGGGCUUUGCAAAUCCAAGCUGCCAAGAUUAGAAUGAUUCCUGGCUUGGAUGAAGAUGAUGACGAUGAGCAAUGA
This is a messenger RNA of Fusarium tjaetaba, 1701 nucleotides long. RefSeq lists its product as uncharacterized. Bases 1 to 1701 code for a protein of 566 amino acids. The transcript has 2 exons. Lineage: Eukaryota; Fungi; Ascomycota; Sordariomycetes; Hypocreales; Nectriaceae. The record is from RefSeq and is a predicted model, not a curated record.